This is a messenger RNA of Eimeria maxima, 612 nucleotides long. Its product is annotated as Glutaryl-Coenzyme A dehydrogenase, related. Lineage: Eukaryota; Apicomplexa; Conoidasida; Eucoccidiorida; Eimeriidae. Gene Ontology annotation, biological process: fatty acid beta-oxidation. Bases 1 to 612 code for a protein of 203 amino acids. The record is from RefSeq and is a predicted model, not a curated record. Gene Ontology annotation, cellular component: peroxisome. Gene Ontology annotation, molecular function: flavin adenine dinucleotide binding; acyl-CoA dehydrogenase activity. The transcript has 4 exons.
AUGCGGGACUCAAAGGGAGCACAGCAGAUAGUGAAUGCUGCAGGAAAGCCCCCUUCAAGGCCUCCCCACAAGCUGCUGGACGGCAUUUCCUUCUUGGAAUUGAGCAAAGACCUGUCAGCAGAAGAGGAAAACCUCCGCCUCCAUGUUCGCAAUGUCUGCGAAACUCUGGUGGCCCCAAUAGCCGCUCAGGUGUGGGCGGGCGGCUCCUUUGACUGCCGCUUCGUGCAGGCUUGCAAAGCUAUCGGGCCAGCAGGGCUGCAAAUAAAAGAAUUCGGGCUGAGCAAUGUGGAGGCUUUGUUGGUGGUGAUGGAGAUUGCUCGAAUCGACGCCUCUCUUGCCACGUUUGCACUUGUGCAUUCGGGGCUGGCGAUGCGUUCAAUUGCUAUGGCCCGCUGGGAAAAGAUCGGUUGUUUUGCGCUAACAGAGGCUUUUAACGGCAGUGACGCGGGAGGCUUGACGACCCGAGCAAAGAGCGUUGAAGGAGGAUUUGUUUUGAAUGGAAAUAAAAGAUGGAUUGGAAAUGCAACGCGAUGCGAUCUUGCGGUUGUCUGGGCAAGAGAUGAAGACACCCGAAGAGUGGAAGGUUUUCUUGUCGUAAUUGUUCAUGCAUAA